Molecule: messenger RNA, 705 nt
Organism: Mesitornis unicolor (brown roatelo)
Lineage: Eukaryota; Metazoa; Chordata; Aves; Mesitornithiformes; Mesitornithidae
Gene: GPATCH3
Product: G patch domain containing 3
Exons: 5
Biological process (GO): negative regulation of type I interferon production; positive regulation of DNA-templated transcription; negative regulation of RIG-I signaling pathway
Molecular function (GO): nucleic acid binding
Source: RefSeq, a predicted model, not a curated record
GACGACGACACCUGCGAGGAGUGGGAGCGCCACGAGGCUCUGCACGAGGACGUGACCAAGCAGGACCGCACGGAGGAGCGGCUCUUUGAGGAGGAGAUUGAGCUGAAGUGGGAGAAGGGCGGCUCCGGCCUUGUCUUCUACACGGAUGCUCAGUACUGGCAGGAAGAGUCGGCAGACUUCGACGAGCAGACUGCGGACGACUGGGAUGUGGACAUGAGCAUCUACUAUGACAAAGAUGGAGGUGAUAAGGAUGCUCGGGACUCGGUCCGGAUGUGGCUGGAACAGCGACUCCGGGACGGCUUGGAGGAUGGCUCUGCUUCAGGGCAGCAGAUUGGCACCUUCGAGAGACACACCAAGGGCUUUGGCAGGAAGGUGCUGGAGCAGCAGGGCUGGACGGAGGGGCUGGGGCUGGGAAGCAGCAACUCUGGCAUGGCCGAAGCUUUGGACAACGAGGGUCAGAACCCCCGAUGCAAGAGGGGCCUGGGGUACCACGGGGAGAAACUGCCGACUUUCAGCAAGGUGAAAAAGCCCCGGCGAGACGCUCCCAUCCUCAUCUCCACCAUCUACGACGACCCUGACCCCAAGGACAGUGGUGACCAACUGCUCAGGCGCCAGCCCCCCACUGCCAUGAAGUACAGGCAGGACAUGGUGUUUGUCCGGGCGUCACACGGUGCUCUGCAGAGCUCCGGUUCCCAGGCACGCUGA